Messenger RNA from Falco peregrinus (peregrine falcon), 2133 nucleotides. RefSeq names its product zinc finger AN1-type containing 2B (gene ZFAND2B). The record is from RefSeq and is a predicted model, not a curated record. Lineage: Eukaryota; Metazoa; Chordata; Aves; Falconiformes; Falconidae. Gene Ontology annotation, biological process: proteasome-mediated ubiquitin-dependent protein catabolic process; protein targeting to ER. The transcript has 9 exons. Gene Ontology annotation, molecular function: zinc ion binding. Gene Ontology annotation, cellular component: cytoplasm; endoplasmic reticulum. Bases 88 to 897 code for a protein of 269 amino acids.
GCCGCGCGGGGCGGGGCCGGUGCUGUCCCCGCCCCGUGUGACGCCGUGCCGGAAGCGGGCGCGGCGGGAGCCGCCGCCGGGGCCGCCAUGGAGUUCCCGGACCUGGGCGCGCACUGCUCCCGGCCCGCCUGCCAGCGCCUGGACUUCCUCCCCCUGAAGUGCGAUGCCUGCGAGCAGAUCUUCUGCACCGACCACAUCGCCUACGCCCAGCAUGACUGCACCUCUGCCUACAAGAAGGAUGUGCAGGUCCCUGUGUGUCCCCUCUGCAACACCCCGGUCCCUGUGAGGCGGGGAGAGAUGCCCGAUGUCGUGGUGGGUGAGCACAUUGACCGUGACUGCAAGUCGGACCCCGCACAGCGCAAGCGCAAGAUCUUCACCAACAAGUGUUUGAAGCCUGGCUGCAAGCAGAAGGAGAUGAUGAAGGUGAUCUGCAACCAGUGCCACAAGAACUACUGCCUCAAGCACCGGCACCCCCUGGACCACGACUGCAGUGGAGCAGGGCAUCCCCUCUCCAAAGCAGGGCAUGCUGCAGUGGCCAGAGCCCAGGCAUCCUCCUCCAAAACAGUCACCACGAUGAGCAGUGGAGCAGCCCGGCCAACAGACAGCCCCUCUUCUCCUGCCCUUGCCAGAGGAGGCAGAGCAGCUGCACCACAGACUCGAAGCAUUUCUCCUCCAGCUGUCAUGCUGCAGAAUGGACUGAGUGAGGAAGAGGCACUGCAGCGAGCUCUGGAGAUGUCCCUGGCAGAGUCAGCAUGCAGCUCAGUGCAGCCACCCAGCAGCACACAGGAGGAGGAGGAUCUGGCACUGGCCCAAGCGCUGUCAGCGAGCGAAGCAGAGUACCAGCAGUCACAGCGGCAGGCACACGGUUCAAAGCCAUCAAACUGCAGCAUGUCAUAGGCAGGCGAGGCAGGGUGUGCCAGCGGACAUGGGAUUCCACUCGUGACCGAAGGAGCAGCUCUGGCCUCCCAUGUGGAUGCCAUGGGGUUCUUGCCUGGACACUGACAACAAGAGUCUCUCACCAGGGACAGUUCAUCUCCCUGGAGGCUGUAAGCAAGCCACCAAACACAUGCUGACACCUCACCCUAGUACCUGUAUAAAAUCGGUGCAGCAAAUUGCUGAUGCUCCUGAAGAGGUGAAGACUGUUGGACGAGGCCAAGCACACAGUGACCAAAGCAAGCAGCAGCCCACGGCGUGCACUUAGCGACAGCUGCCAUGGUCACGUCCCAGCACUGCUGGGACUGUGGGGUGAGGGCAGAGCCAGCCUGGAGGGAAAUGCGGCGUAGGGACAUCUCUGCAUGCUCAUAUGUGCAGCCGGGCUGUGGCUGCCUGCUGCAGUAGUGGGAGGCUGGAUUUUCAUGCUCUGGGGGGGGGCCAUGCCAGCCCCUCAGCAAUGAGCAGCUGGGGCUGGGAUGGUCUCACACGGACAUGGCACGUCUGAAUGUGUGGCUUCCUGGCAAUGUGAAGGCAGCCCCUUCCCCACUCCCCAUGCCCUCAGUGCCUCCCCCGCUGUUUGCAUGCUUAAGAGCACGUUGGGCCUUAGGCUGGUGCCCAGGACCAUUCUGAAAGCUGAGUGGAAACAUCGUUUUCCUUUCUGGUUUAAUUUAACAAGGGCCAUUAACUGAGAAGUAACCUUAGCAGUGACUCGAUUAUAACUGUGUCACUUGCACAGGGGGACUGCAGCUGCCUGUUCUCUGCUGGCCUAAACUCCCAGGGCCCCGUUUUAAUGCUGCUGGGUCAGGAAUGCCUCCCUCCUUCCAGCCAUACAGUAGGGGAACCCCUCCUGGGUAGCAGCAGCACAGAACCCCUUCGGGCAAACACAGCCCUGAGCCUGCAGCCAGCCCUUCCUUGCUGGUGGUCAGAGGCAGGAGCUGUUGCCUGGGUGGGGGUAGACUUGUCCUGCUGGCUUCUGGUAAGGGGGGUCUGCAGCCACGCGGAGCAGUGCUGCUUUCCCAUCUGCUGUCUUGUGCUUCCCUGCGGGGCUGUGCUGUCCUGCUCUGAGCAGCACAGGGCUGAGGGGGUUACCUGCUGGCAGUGCCUCCCUGGGGCUGGAGUUGGGUUCAGGCUGGGCUGAGGGAAUGCCAAGACUUGUCAAAGUGCUGCUUGGGAGAAAAUAAAAGCAUAGCACAAGAUGCA